CAUGAGGUAACUUACUGUCUGCCACGCCAUGAAGGGACAUUGCACUUAGCUAUUCCUGAGUUGGACUACCAAUUCUAUAAAGUAUGACUGUGAUCCUCCUGCUUUCAUGGCUCUUGUGCUUGGUAAACUUACUGCACAGGAAAGGCUGAUAUGAUGAAGUAUGAGGUGAGAACCAAAUGGCCAAAUUUUGUAUCUGGAACAGGAGCCAUGCUGACUUUUUUAUAUACCAUAAUGUAAUCCCAAACAACUGCAAAACUGCCAAGUAACAAAAAUCAAGCUGUUCCAUCCGCUCAGACCAAAAUCCUGGCUCAGCAGGAGGCCUGUGCACAGUGCCUGGAGACAACAACAAGGGACAAAGCUCUCCCCUGCAACACAGCCAGGACAGGCUUUGAACUCAGCCUCUGAAACUGCAAAGCGCUCAUUUUGUUGUCCAUGGAUAAUCCACCAGGCAAAAGCUGGACAUUGCUCUCUUUUAUUCUGCAUAUGCAAUUGCAACACUCGAAAAGAAAGCUCUUCAGAACUGCUGACGCCUGGACGGGCAGCCCCAAGGCGGGGCCAUGGGGAUUUAUUUAGUUCACUGCUGCAGAUGAUGCCUUUAGUGCCACAAACAGCCCUGGAAGCAACUCCUAAUCAUCUGGGGGGUGAUUAUGGUCAAUUCUUUCUCCCCAAACCCCCCAGAUACAAAUCAGAUCCAAACUGGAGAGACAGGCAGGCACGGAAGAGGGGACACCGGCACCACACAGCCCCCCCGAAGCCAUGUACAGGAGCAGCUUCCUCCGCGAGGUUCGCAAGGAGAAGUACGAGCGCUCGGAUGCCUACGAUGAGCUGCGGGGCUCCCCCGAAUUUGACAGCUUGGCCCAAGCCCAAGGCCUGGAGAACCUGCAGGAACUCAACGAGCGCUUCGCCAGCUACAUCAACAGGGCGCGCGUGCUGGAGCAGCGCAACACCAUCCUGCGCAAGCAGCUGGAGACCUUCCAGCGCAUGGAUGAGCUGGUGGGCUUGGACGAAGCCUUCGCUGGGCAGAUCGAGUUCAACCGCCAACGAAUGCGGGAGCUGGCGUCCGACCGGGCCAAGCUGGAGCGGGAGGAGAAGGAUGCCCAGCGCAUGCUUGAUGAGUAUCGCAACAAGUACCGAAAUGAACGUGAAUAUCAGCAGAAGCUAAAAGAGACCCUUGAACGCCUGAAUAAGGAAGCGGAUGAAGCCCUGCUGUGCAACCUGGAGCUGCAGAUCGAGUCCCAGUUCCUGCAGGAUGACAUUAAUGCCACAAAAGACAGAUACAAGAAGAACCUAAUGGAAAUCCAGACCUAUGUCAACAUUUUACAGCAAAUCAUCCAGACAACCCCUCGCGUGUCCCCUAUAACUACUGGCAUAUCUGAGGAAAAACUUGUAGCAGAAAGGAGGAUCCCUGUUCUUCAGAGCCAGCUGGAGGAAUACAAGAGCAUCCUCUGCCAGCUACAGGCUCAAAAGUACAAGUUGCAGACAGAGACAACUAUGCUGGAGCAAGCGAUAAAAAACACCCAGGAGAGUUACGACGACGAAAUUCAGCUUUACAACGAGCAGAUUGAGAACCUCAGGAAGGGGAUAGAAGAAGCAGAGAGGACCUUGGAGAAGUACACGACUGACUGCCGCCAGCUGGUGAUCUACCAGCAGUCCCUGGAGAACGAGCUGGAGCGCUACAAGCGAAUCAUUGAGAACGAGGACAGCCGGUUAAACUCUGCUAUAGCAGGAACGCCAGUCACACUCUUCACGCAGAUCUAUAGACCUGUCCAGCCUCAAGCUUCGAGGGGAAGAGAUAUCACCCAGGCUAUGCAAGAGAUUGCCAGUGUAAAGCCCAGACAAAAAGCGCUGACAAAGAAACUUUCCAGGAAAAAGGAGAUCAUGUCUAAAGACAUAACCGACGGGCUCUCGCCUGAAAAAAUGUAUGAAAGAACUGUGGAAGUUUUUGACCAAGAUCAGCUGGAAUUUAGACAUGAAGGUUCAGUCACAUGUGAACCUGGGCAGGAGGAAUUAGAACUUGUUGAAAAAGAAGCAGUCCCAGAGGACGUUCCUGAUGGAGCCCAGAUAAGUAAAGCCUUUGAUAAAUUGUGUAACAUUGUGAGGGAGAAAAUCAGAGUUUACAAGAGACCAGAGGCUAAAGCUGAUUCCCACCCCAAAGGGCGUUAUGUGCUGGUAACAGGGGAGGAAAGCUAUGAAGAACCUUGCUUCUCAUCUAUCCCAGCUGGGGGAGGAAUCACAGUUUCUACCAGCAAUGGGAAGGUAACGAUUGGUGGUGAUGUGGAGCCCAUACCAGAGCUGCCUGAACCUACUGAACCAUCAGAAAAAGAGAAAAGGGACAUCUGUGAAAGGAGAGACGAGACUGAAACCCAAGAUAAAUUGAAAGAGGAGGAGAGAGAAGAUCUGUUUGAAUGGGGCAAAAUAAGGGGGAAAAUUGAGCAAGUCACAAAGUAUCCAGACGUCUCUGAGCCCGAGGCAGUUCCUUGCCCGGGUCUGAUAAGCCCUGCUGAGCCAGGAGUACUUCAAGAGACAGAGCAUGACCGAGAAGAUAAACAGGGCCUCUUGUUCCGGGAAGCAGGCUUGCCUGGCUCCGUGAGCUACGAGAAGGUGGAGGUGGUGGAGUCCAUCGAGAAGUUUUCAGAUGACAGAAUUCAGACGUAUGAAGAGACAGCUAUGAUUGUGGAGACGAUGAUAGAGAAGACAAGCAAGAAGAAACCGGGUGACAAAGGCUCUUAAAUGACAAGCAGUCAACUUGUCUGGCAUAGUUAUUAAAUGAUGUAAUUUUUUUUUCCUGAUCGAAUGAUACAAUAGUGAGAUUUUUGCUGUUUGGUAUGGAACAGAUUGAUACUUUGGUGGCAAAAUUCUGUCUGAUGUAGGCUCGGCUGUGUUGUAACGAAUGUGAGACUGCUCCAGGACAAGGAGUAAAGGGCAGAUCCUAUGCAACUUAUUUUCACAGUAAGGACAAGUUGAAAUCAAUCAUCAUUACAGAGCUGCCUGACUUUCCGAAGUAUCCAGGGCAGAUUUGCCAGUGAGUAUUCCUCUACUUCUCCUAUAGCUGCAACGGGAUUCCCCAUCUCUCAGCUGCAAAUGUUAACUUGUGACACCUGAUUCAUUUAAUAAAAGCUUUGCCUUCUACAGAAAGUACCCACUGUGGCUGUGUGUUGCCUUUACUGUUGAAUAACAGGCUUCAUUGCUAAAAGUUAACCGAUAGAUGUGCAGGAGUCUUUCCAAAGGAGGAGCUGGAAAGUGAGUUCUCUAACCCGUUCCAAAUCUCUCUCACUCGCUGUCUUUAACUAGAGGUGACCUUGGGCAGAACACUCUUUUUGGAUUUGAAGACAAACCUGCUGUGCUUGAAAUAAGCUCGUACUGCACAUCUACUCAGAAUAGAAAUUGAAGUGCCACCAAAAUAAAGCAGGGGAAAACCCUUCUAAAAUACUCUAAAGGUGUUAUUUUUUCCUUCACCAGUAUUACUGAGGCAUUUAUGAGAGCAAACAAGCUUUUGAGCAGACUGCAGGCAGUUCAAAAGACUCUUCAUUUUGUUUGUUUCAUUUUUUCUUGUUGCUUAUUUCCUUGGAUUGUAGCAUUGUACAGAGUUUGAUGCUGCCACGUGAUCC
Tympanuchus pallidicinctus (lesser prairie-chicken) is the source of this 3608-nucleotide messenger RNA. It is a transcript of the gene BFSP1, whose product is annotated as beaded filament structural protein 1. The record is from RefSeq and is a predicted model, not a curated record. Lineage: Eukaryota; Metazoa; Chordata; Aves; Galliformes; Phasianidae. Gene Ontology annotation, cellular component: intermediate filament; cytoplasm. The transcript is spliced from 8 exons. Gene Ontology annotation, biological process: lens fiber cell development. The coding region runs from base 757 to 2730 and encodes 657 amino acids. Gene Ontology annotation, molecular function: structural constituent of eye lens.